Petromyzon marinus (sea lamprey) is the source of this 2022-nucleotide messenger RNA. Its product is annotated as heterogeneous nuclear ribonucleoprotein L-like. The record is from RefSeq and is a predicted model, not a curated record. Gene Ontology annotation, cellular component: nucleus. Gene Ontology annotation, molecular function: RNA binding. Gene Ontology annotation, biological process: mRNA processing. NCBI's taxonomy places the organism in Eukaryota, Metazoa, Chordata, Hyperoartia, Petromyzontiformes, Petromyzontidae.
UCCUCAUUCCGCUCUCCUCAUUUCUCUCUCCUCAUUCCUCUCUGCCGCCAUUUCGUCUCCUCCGCUCCUCGCUACCACCACGACGACGACGAUGUCGACCACCUACUACGACGGGCACGCGUCCAAGCGCCUGAGAACCGAUGCCGAAGGCAACGACAUCCAGGCGGGCGUGAUGGACACGUUUGAGGACCCACACAAGCCUCCACCGUCGGCUGUGGUUCACGUACGGGGACUCUCGGACGCAGCCCUCGAGUCCGACCUCGUGGAGGCCGUGCAGCACUUUGGCCCAAUCAGCUACGUGGUGAUGAUGCCCAAGAAGCGGCAGGCGCUGGUGGAGUUUGAAGACCUGGAGAGCUCCCGCAGCUGCGUCAACUACUCGUCCACGGGCUCCAUCUACGUGUGCGGGCAGCCAGCCUAUUUUAACUUCUCUACCAGCCAGAAGAUUUCGCGCCCUGGUGGCCCGGAGGAUAACCGCAACAGCAACCACAUCCUGCUCUUCACCAUCCUCAACCCCAUCUACCCCAUCACCACGGAUGUGCUUUACACCAUUUGCAACCCAUGUGGGCCUGUGCAGCGCAUUGUGAUCUUCAGGAAGAAUGGCCUGCAGGCCAUGGUGGAGUUUGAUUCGGUUCAAAGCGCCCAGAGAGCGAAGUCAUCUCUGAAUGGAGCUGACAUCUAUUCGGGCUGCUGUACUCUUAAAGUGGAGUAUGCAAAGCCAACCCGUCUGAAUGUGUUUAAAAAUGAUUCUGAGACCUGGGACUACACCAACCCUGGCCUCAAGCAAGCGGAAAAUGCAAUGAUGCCAGCGAAGCAAACGGCUCUCCUUGGCGACCAUCCCAAAGCAAACGCUUACGGUGGUGGUGGCGACUAUGGAGGCUACCAGCAGCCACCACCACCGGGCGUCAGCUACGGCAACGGAUCUGGCGGCGGCCGUAUGGGCAUGGGUGGGGGAGGAAUGGGUGGUGGGGGAGGAAUGGGCGGUGGUGGAGGAAUGGGCGGUGGGGGAGGAAUGGGCAUGGGAGGAGGAAUGGGCAUGGGCAACCAGGGUGGGCCCCAGGGCCCCCAGGGCCAGCACAUGCAGAUGCAGGCCAUGAUGAACCAGCAGGCCGGCAACAAGGUCCUCAUGGUGUACGGCUUCGAUGCCGAACGCAUCAAUUGCGACCGCGUGUUUAACAUCCUCUGCCUCUUCGGCAACGUUGAGAAGGUUAAGUUCCUGAAGAGCAAGCCGGGAGCCGCCAUGGUCGAGAUGGGAGAUCCGUAUGCCGUGGACAGGGCGGUUUCUCACCUCAAUAUGUCUCAGAUCUUCGGAAAGAAAAUCAACCUCUGUGUGUCAAAGCAGCAGUCGAUUGUGCCGGGUCAGGCGUACGAGCUGCCGGACGGCACCAACAGCUACAAGGACUUCACAGGCUCUCGCAACAACCGCUUCGCCAAUGCCGAGAAGGCGGCUAAGAACCGCAUCCAGCAGCCCACCACGGUGCUGCACUUCUUUAACGCGCCCAUGGACAUCACGGCUGAGAUAUUCAUGCAGCUGUGUGAUGAAAUGUCGAUUGCGAGGCCCCUUUCUUUCAAAGCGUUUUCUGGAAAAAGCGAUAAAAGCAUGUCUGGGCUGAUGGAGUGGGAGAACAAGAACGAUGCCAUGGAGGCUCUGGCAUGCAUUAACCAUCAUUCCCUGAAGAACGCAAAUGGACCAUACCCCUACACCCUCAAACUGUGCUUCUCCACUGCCCAGCAUUCAUAGAAGACAACUCAACAUGUUCAUGCUGUAUUGAACAUUGGUGUCAACAUUAUUGUCACUUUGUAUAAUUUGUGAAUGUCCAUCACUCUUGUUGAAAGUUAACCGUGAUAGGUUGAAAGUGCAACUUGAUGCAUUUACAUUUUAGUUGUCAUUUUUUGAGGAUGAAUGCAGAUUUUUAUACUGACUGCACCGAAAGGUUUAAAAGGUUGCAGUAAAACAUGCAUUUGCUGUCUGGAUAUGAAGAAAGUUGAAAUGAAAUAAAAAUAAUUAAAAGUUUUUUUAUGAUU